Funneliformis geosporum is the source of this 568-nucleotide messenger RNA. Lineage: Eukaryota; Fungi; Glomeromycota; Glomeromycetes; Glomerales; Glomeraceae. The record is from the annotation of a GenBank genome assembly.
AUGAACGUUCCCGGUUAUUUAAAAAUUUCUGACUUGUUACGUCAAAAUGAAUGUCGAUUACAUAUUGCCUCAUUCUGUGAUGCAGAUGGAGCGAUAACUCCAGAAAAGUUAUGUACAAGCAUUUUUACAAUCUUAAGGUCAGGUAUGGAGGAUUCACAGAAGAGUUCCUUAAUUACCAUAAUUGAACCUAAAGAUAAAAGAAAAUCAGUAAAUGAUAGGAUGACGAAGCUGGAAGAAGAAGACUUGACCUCAGCAAAUAUUUUAGGGUUUAGUGUUUACAAAUUACUCGCCAUUCGGGAACAAGCAUUGCGUACCUCAAGAGAUAUUCCCGAAGAUAUUACUCCAUCUGAAAAUUAUAAAUACGUCUUUAGAAAUGCCCAGACAGGUAGCGUACUUUCCAUGUUUGGAACCAAAUAUCCUAUACUAGUUGGCACCAAACGUGAAGAAUUUUAUGCAAGUAAUUCAUCUUAUGAUCACAAAGAAAUUACCAUUCCGAUUAUUAGGCGAGCUCCACACAUUGAAAAUGAAAAACUAAUUAAUCUGAAUGAAACCGAUAAUCUUUGUAGGG